Molecule: messenger RNA, 3077 nt
Organism: Nasonia vitripennis (jewel wasp)
Lineage: Eukaryota; Metazoa; Arthropoda; Insecta; Hymenoptera; Pteromalidae
Product: dymeclin
Exons: 12
Coding region: 319-2376 (685 amino acids)
Biological process (GO): Golgi organization
Cellular component (GO): Golgi apparatus
Source: RefSeq, a predicted model, not a curated record
AUUUUUGCACAGGCGGAAAAUAAGUUUAUCAGGCGGGAUUUAACCGGUGGUUGGUCCACGCAACUGCGCAAGUCCCUGUACCAGACACACACUAUAUUGUUAUACAUAUACGUAUAUAUGGCAUAUCGUGUAUAAGGAGUAUAGAAACAGAGAGAGAAAGAGUAAAGUGCAAAGUGGCAAAGUAUGGACGGCUGUCAAAGAGCACCUUUGACGCGAAGAGGUUAUAAGCGCUUCUUCUCGGAUAAAAAAUGCCUUUUACCUGUUUAAUUCACAAAGUUUAACAACGUGGCAAACAACGAUUUUAUAACAGUAUAAGCAAUGGGUGCAACACCGAGCAGAUAUGAGGACCUCUCAAAGAAUACCUAUCUGGAGAGGUUCUGUGGCAAGGAGCCGAUACCCCUGGAUGAUCAGUUCUGGAGUCGUUUUCUUUCCUACAACAUGAGACCACCGCUUACACGAAAUGACCAGAUCGAGCUAGACUCUCGUCUGGAUUUAUGCUGCCAAAAGUUGCUUGUCAACAACCAAGUUACAGGGAACAUUGGAUCGCUGAUUCAGGUUUCCUUAUCAAAAGUUACUGAAUUGCUUUCAAUAGCUGACUCGGAUUAUAUUAUGCCGGCAUGGCAGACAUACAAUGCACUUUUUGCAGUGAGGUGCAUAUUGAAGUACCUCAUAGAAACUGUGGGAGAAGAAGAAAUGGUCAAGCACACAGAGUCUCAACUUUCUGAAGAGUGUGUCAACAGUUUAUUGCCAGUACGAUUGCAAUCUUUUUUUGAAUCCUUAGUAGAAGUUAUUGUAGAUGUACCGCUCUGUGAGUUUACAUAUCUUGUACACCUCGAGGCUAUAAAUUGUUUGUUAGUUUUGCUGUCAGUACAACUAUUCUCACAAACUCCAGCAGAGUAUAGUACAGUCUACAGAAUUGUCAUGAAUGAAGAGUUAAGUGGUCAUGCACCAGUAAUGGUUUGCACUUUAUUGAACAAUUUUGCUGAGCAGACUCAUGCACCUCCUGGUCUACUAACUCCACAGCCAGGAUCCAGUAUAGUUUUCAGCAUUGCAGCCGGACUUUGGAAUGUAAUUACAAUGGGAAUGGGUAGUAGUUUGAAAAAUGUACAAGUUGGACAUGGUGGAAACAUGGAAGAUAUAGAAAGAAAGCGAGAUACAGAGACACCACUGGCUAGUCAAUCCCUAUUGCUUUUGUUGGUCCUCACAAAUCAUUGGACAGCUUCACACAAUCCAUACAGAGAUGCCCUAUUCACAUUCACAAACAUAGAAGAUGACUGCGAAAUUUCGUGUGAAGAACAUUGCUCGUUUAAGUUUAACGUCGAUAAAUUAUAUAGAACGAUUUGCAAAAUUCCAAAUACAGAUGAAGUGACACUUUUACUUUACAUGCUGUUGCAUAGAAAUCCUAGUGUCAAACAACAUAUCAUGAAAAGGCCUGACGUACAAUUAUUGGUUAUUCCUAUUCUAAGAAUACUUUAUAAUGCUCCAGAAAACACUUCACAUCAUAUUUAUAUGUCCUUGAUUAUUCUUCUUAUCCUUAGUGAAGAUGAAACAUUUAAUAAGAGAGUGCAUGAUACAAUGCUAAAAGGAGUCACAUGGUACACAGAGAGAUCUAUAAGUGAAAUAUCUCUAGGAGGUUUAUUAAUUCUUGUUGUCAUCAGGACGAUACAGUACAAUAUGUUGAAAAUGAGAGACAGAUAUUUGCACACGAAUUGUUUAGCAGCCUUGGCAAACAUGUCCAGCCAGUUCAGAUCACUGCACCCGUAUGUUAGUCAAAGACUUAUUAGUCUAUUUGAGACAUUAGCAAAGAAACACGCCAAAUUGGAGGCCACAAUAAGAGGGCAGUCCUCCAACACUUCAACAACAGUGAAUAUUGCUUCUAAUGGCAGUGUUGCAAACAGUGAUCUUAUCCAGGACUUAACAGUAUUAGAAGAAGUUUUACGCAUGGUUCUGGAAAUUAUCAAUAGCACUUUAACACAUCAGUUGGCUCACAAUCCUAAUUUAAUUUACACUCUUCUCUACAAAAAAGAUAUUUUCCAACCUUUUAGAACUCACUCAGCGUUUCAAGACAUCGUCCAAAAUAUAGAUUCGGUCAUAAAUUUCUUUUCUCAAAAACUAGAACAGAAAGAACAAUCGCAACUCGGUGUUAGCCAAGUACUAGCAACGAUUCAACAAGGCACGAGUCAAUGGCCAAAAGAUCGAUUGAGGAAAUUCCCGGAAUUGAAGUUCAAAUAUGUAGAAGAAGAACAACCCGAGGAAUUCUUCAUCCCUUACGUAUGGAGCGUCGUCUGCCAAAGCGCGUUACUGCAUUGGAGCGCAGAAAAUAUUAAAUUGUUUUUGCCGAGCCAAAGCGAACAAACGACGAUUAUUGUUUGCUGAUAUCACGACGAAGCGUCGAGCUGCGGAAUAUGCUAAACAGUGAAGCAUUUGAAAAUGCCUAUGAUCUAUUAACUUAAUAAUGACUGAAGUUACGACUGUACAUCAAUAAGAAAGAGUGGCGGUUUGAUAUUUAAGCAAGCGGAAAAAAUAAAUAUAUGAAAUCUAUAUAGGUAAGCUGAUAAAAUACCGUAAGGCCAAGUAAAAAACUACUAUUUAUUAAAUAUAGAGAGAGCUUUUAAGUGGAUUUCUUUAUUAUUCUUUAAAAUUGACAAAAAAAAAAAAAACUAAAAAAAGCUUGCCUUUUAUAAACGCAAGAUUUUUGCGAUUCGAUACGUGGAUAUUUUCAAAAUUAUAGAAUCAAUUCCAAUAUGACCAAUGGCUUAUUAUUUUUAUCAGUAGCAAAAGUGUAAAUAACUUUCUAUUUAGCUAUAAAGAAUACCAUGUUGCAGACUAUGUUGUCGACUGUAAGAGUAAUUUACAUUUUCACAGCGUCUGUAUAUAGCUCCAGCUGUUUUCAUUGUGAAUACUUAUACUAUCUGAUAAAUUUACAAUAAUAAAAUUUGUACAUAAAAAUGAAUCAUCAGUCUCGUGACUAUUAUGAGGGAAGAGGAAAGAAGGAACAAGCAUAUCGAUCAAAUAAUAUAACAGCGGUUUUAAUUUUUUUUUUCGAAUGUACACCUUUAUUAAACAAAUACACUUGA